AUGGCCUCCAUCGACAUGGACGCAUCGGCCGCGGCUGCAAGCCUCGACAGCCUGCACAGCGCUUUCUCCAAGAUCCGCCACCACACCAACUCCAAGCUCGAAAACCAAAAGGGCCCCGCACAGCUCCUCGUCGCUGUCGAGGCCACUCUCGCAGAGCAGGACUCCACAAAGGGCACCACUUCGGCGACUGGCGCGGCUGCCUCCCAGCAUGCUGCUGCCAACCGCUCGCCUGCCGAGUACUUUCUCGCGCUCGAAUCCAUGAUGGAGAUGGCAAAGUCGCCGUCGGCCCCGUCGUCGCUCCUCAGCAACGUCUUCUACCUGCUCUCCAUUGUGGCGCCCCACGUUUCGCCAGGCAUCCUCCGCGCAAAGCUCUCCUCCAUCGUCCCGGCCGUCGGCAAGCUCCUCACCACGCCUCAUCCCACCACCUUCAACGUCAACGACACCACCUCGGCCGAAACCUAUGCAUCCACCCUCAAGUCAGCCCUCGCCAUCCUCCAGGCAAUCUACUCGGCGUUCCAGUCCGACGUCUCGGCGCUCGAGAGCGACGGCCCUCUGAGGUCCUGCUGGUCCGCAACGCUCAACCUUUGCGCCGACUCGCGCCCAAAGGUUCGCCGCCGCGCACAGCUCCUCAUCACCUCCAUCCUGCCCACCACCGCUGCCGCCUCGGUCAAGCCAUACCACCCCUACCUCAAGCUCACCUUUGACUGGAUCAUCUCCACCCUCGCACACGUCGCCGACGCAGGCUCCGUCUCGUCCUCAAAGUCCAAGAACAAGAAGGACGACCCCUUGCAUCCAAAGUACGACAAGAAGUCCGGCACCGCCAAGCAAGCACAGGCCGCUGCCGCUCUCCGUCAAAACCAGGGCGACACUGCUUCCGUCGGCAUCUGGGUCUGCGGCUUCGCAAAGCAGAUGAUCAACAUCCUGCCCCUGGCUCAGGUCGACGAUCUCGUCGCCGCCCUCCUUCGACUGCCCGGCCUCCAGAACCCUUUCCUCACCGUCGCCGCUUUCGACGUAUUCGAGGCUUUCCUCAAGGCGUGCAGGCCGAGUAUCGCAUCCGGUGCCGCACAGGCCGACGCCCUCCUCAUCCAGUCCCACGUCACCUCGUCCCCGAGCAGCAUCGGAGAAAAGACGCUCGCCAGUCUCCUCGACUCGCUCCGCUCACCCGCCUUUGUGCCGUCGAGCUCAGAUGCGCAGCUCCUUCCCGCCUACCUCCGAGCGCUCGAGCACGCCGUCUCCGCGUACUCCCGCUUCGACAACGGCGCUCCGGCUUGGCGUCUCGCUCCUCAGGUCUGGUCCGACGUCAUCGCCCUCUCCAUGUCGGACAAGUCGGAUGCCUCUCGAACCGCUCCCGCCGUCCGCGCAGCCGGACGCGACUGCCUGAUCGCGCUCCUCCGCUACUGCGUCCCGGAUUCGGCGAUCCAAGACGCACUCAAGGCGUCCUUCUCCAAGAAGAAGGCCUCCGACGCCCCCUUGCUCGGCAUGAUCCAGUCCCUCGAGGAUGCUCUCGGCAAGGAUGCACUGCAGUUCAUGCAUGCGCGCGCAGAGAUCCUCUCCGUCCUCGCCUCGCUCAUCUCCAGGCUUCGUUACCACUACGUCCCCGAGACGCAGCCGCCUCAUCCUGCCGCCGCCUCGCUUGCCAUGCACAUCGUUCAGACCGUCGCCGAGCUCCGACAGCAGCCCCACUUUGAGCACCGCGAGUACGCCGACACCGUCAUCGCAGCUGCCGUCGAGGUUUGCGGUCCGCGUCUCCUGCUCGAGGCUCUGCCGCUCAACCUCUUUGGCGAGACUGAAGGCCCGGGCCGUGCAUGGCUCCUCCCGCUCAUCCGCACCAAGAUCAACAACACCGAGCUCAGCCACUUUUCCGGCGACCUCGUCUCGCUCUCCGAGAAGAUCUUCACCAAGCGCCAGGAGGCCGAGAACGACGCCCGCCCCGUCGAGGCAAAGAUGUACGAGGCCCUCACAGAGCAGAUCUGGGCCCUCUUCCCGGCCUACUGUGCCAUGCCCAGAGACCUGCUCUCCGCCUUUACGCGCCAGUUUGCAGAGCUCCUCACCAACGUGCUCUACACCCAGUCCAACCUGCGUCCGUCCAUCUGCCGCGGUCUCCAGGCACUCGUCUACCGCAACGAGGCGCUUGUCUCGUCUGGCGCGCCCUCCGACUCGCUCAAGCACGCCUUCGGCCUCGACCAGGCUGACGGCAAGGCCAACAUCGCCCAUCUCUCCGCCAUCGCUCCCAACUUGCUCGCCGUCCUCUUCAACGUCUUUUCCCAGUCGCCCGGAGAGGGUCGCGGAUUCGUCUACGACACCAUCGUCGCUUACCUGCGCGUCAUGUCGCCCCAGGACAUCCAAAACACCUACCUCAAGGUCAAGACCACGCUCGAGCAGUCGCUGCCCACGCUCUCCACCAAGCAGAAGCGCAACCAGAAGGAGAGCACCACCACGCCCCCACCCGUGCCCUACACCAUGCUCGACCUCAUCUCGGCGCUCAUCCCGCACCUCGAUAAGAGCGCAGGUGGCCCCGCUGGCGACCUCUUUGAGCUCAUCUGCCAGGACAACGUGCUCCGCUCGCACGACUCGACCGUGCAGAAGAAGAGCUACCGCAUCCUGAGCCGACUGCUCGAGGGCGAUGCGGGCAAGCAGAUCCUUCUCGCUCCCUCGGCCGGCAGUGUCAAGGGGUCCAACCGCGUCGGUGAACUGCUCGACAAGCUUCGCGAGUCGACUUCCAGCGUCGCGCUCGGAGCCAAGCGUGACCGUGUGCUCCUACUGGCCACGCUCGUCCCCAACAUUCCCUCGGACGAGCUCCACCACCUGCCCAGCAUCAUCCCCGAGGCCGUGCUUGCCACCAAGGAGGUCAAUGCUCUCACUCGCCAGAAUGCCUACGAGCUGCUCGUCCAGAUGGGCUACAAGAUGGAGCAGGGCGGUUCCAUCAACCGCGGCCUCGUCGAAGGCCAUGGCGCUGCUGCUGACGCAGCAGAAGAGGCCGAAGACGACAGCGAGAUGGCCGAUGCCGGUGUGGUGUCCGCUUCCAUCAGCGAGUACCUCACUAUGGUUGCCGCCGGUCUUGCCGGAACAACACCUCACAUGAUCAGUGCUACGAUCACCGCGCUCUCGCGUCUGGUGUACGAGUUCAAGGAGACGCUGGAGCAGAGCGUGCUGGACGAGCUGCUGAGCACGAUCGAGGUGUACCUGCAGUCGGCCAACCGCGAGAUCGUCAAGUCGGCCAUCGGCUUUGUCAAGGUGGCCAUCGUCGACUUCAACACGACGCUCAUCGACUCGCACCUGCCCAAGCUCAUCCCUGCGCUGCUCGGAUGGUCGACCGAGCACAAGCAGCACUUCAAGGUCAAGGUGCGCCACAUCUUUGAGAGGCUGCUGCGUCGCUUUGGCUUCGAGCGCAUCUACGCGCUCACCGACGAGGACAACCGCAAGCUCAUCAACAACAUCCGCAAGCGCAAGGAGCGCGCCAAGCGCAAGAAGGCCAAUGCGGCCGCCGAGCGCGAGGCAGGCGCUCUGGGUGAGGACGACGAUGACGAGCCCGGUCUCGCCCCUCGCAUCCUCAAGACCAAGGGUGGCAACGAUGCGUUCGAGGAGGUUGUCUACGGAUCCGAAUCCGACAUUUCGGAUUCCGAGGACGAUGACGAGGAUGCCGAAGCCGCCAACGACCGCAAGGGCGGCACUGCUGCGGCGCUCAACCGCAAUCGCCAGCGCAAGAAUGGUGGCGACGACGACAAGUCGGGUCGCUCCAACCGUCGUCGCGGCAAGCAGCAGGACGAGGCGUACAUCGAGGCGGACGAUGAUGACGAUGUGCCGAUGGACCUGUUGGAUCGCAGUGCCACUGCACGAAUCUCGCUCUCCAACCCCAACGCCAAGGACGCUGGUCGUGGACGCAACAAGAAGCGACAGCCUGGCCAAGAAGCGAGCAAGUUCGCGCUCGACGAGGCUACGGGCCGAAUGCUCAUCGACGAUGACGAAGAUGCAUCUGCAAGGCAAGGUGCUGGCAAGCGCGUCUCGUUUGCAGAUGGUGGUGCUGAGGCUGGGCCUGUUGAUGUGGAGGGUGCUGGAACCGCCUACAUCAAUCAAGGUCGUGGUGUGGAUGGUAUGGCCCAGGUGCGCGGUGGCGCUGUCAAGUUCAACAAGAACAACAAGCGAACGCGCGAGGCGGAGCGCGAGAUGGAGCUCGAGCAGAUUGCGCUCGAGGAGGCUCAGGACCGUGUGCGACAGGUGCAGAGCGGCAAGCCGGCGCAAGCAGACAAGAAGAAGCGCGUCAAGGAGGCCAUCGGCAAGGAGUUCCGUGCCAAGCGCGGUGGUGGCGAUGUCAUUCGAAACGGCAAGAGCCCUUACGCCUACGUGCCCCUCAGCCAGGUAGCGGGCAAGAAGGCGGGCAAGGGCGACAACGUCUCGUACACGGGCAAGGGAGACAAGAGCCGUAAGCGUCGCUAG
Messenger RNA from Moesziomyces antarcticus, 4434 nucleotides. RefSeq names its product NUC173-domain-containing protein. The record is from RefSeq and is a predicted model, not a curated record. Bases 1 to 4434 code for a protein of 1477 amino acids. The transcript has a single exon. Lineage: Eukaryota; Fungi; Basidiomycota; Ustilaginomycetes; Ustilaginales; Ustilaginaceae.